AUGACCGUCUACGAUGACUGGGGGUAUCCCGUUUCGUCGUCGCGCAACCGCUUCCGCGAGCCGCCCACCCUGAUGCAGCACAUUCAACUAUACGCCAGGUCGCUCCUUGUGCGCGCAGCCAUCUACAACCCCAAUGCCCCUGCCGGCAAGACCUGGAACCUCCGGCCCAUCUUCUCCGUGCCCAACAUCCUGACCCUCGUCUGGCUGUUCUUCCUGCAGUCGCACGAGCGCUCCGCCUUCAGCGACAGCAUCAGGUCCUGCGACUGGAGCAACUGGGAGAGCUGGCCCCACGAUGCCACUCCACACCGUCUCGUCUUCGUUGCAGACCCACAGCUCGUUGACCCGCACACCUACCCCGGCCGCCCGUGGCCUCUGUCCACCCUGACCGUCGCAUACACCGACCAGUACCUCCGCCGCUCGUGGUCGCUGAUCCAAGAGGACCUCUACCCGGAUACCGUCUUCUUCCUGGGCGACCUGUUCGACGGCGGUCGAGAAUGGACCGCAGACGGCAGCGUCAGUGAGGACAAGCAGUGGAAGAAGUACGGAGACAGCUUCUGGCUGCGUGAAUAUGACCGCUUUGGCCGGAUAUUCUUCAACCACUGGGGCGAUGCGGGAAUGGCGCCACGACUAGGCCAGCCAGGACGCAAGCUGAUCGCUGGACUGCCUGGGAACCACGACCUGGGAUUCGCUGCUGGCAUUCGUACCAACGUGCGGAAGAGGUUCAAUGCUUACUUUGGCGAUGGAAACCGGAUCGACGUUAUAGCAAACCACACUUUCGUCUCGAUAGACGCUGUUUCGCUGAGUGCGCUGGGACACGCCGCGGGUUCUGAGGAUAUUUGGAAGCCGACCCAGGACUUCCUCGACCAGGCGCAGGCGGAGAAGAGACGAGCUGUUGCGAGGGAAUUGAGGGCGAGGAAAGGCUUGAAUCCAAACCCGCUCUAUGCCCACAAGGUUUUCGACGGCGCAGACAUGGCGAAAGCGAAGUUGCCAAUCGCGGAUGCCGGUGAUGCCGAGUUUCCAACAAUCCUCCUCAGCCACGUCCCUUUGUAUCGAGCUGAAGGAACACCCUGUGGUCCCAUGAGAGAACACUGGCCGCCUACCGAACCGCCAAAAGGUCAAAAGGAACCUGUCUUCCCUGACGAGCGUAACGCCAUCGCCGUCCGGGGCGGCUACCAAUACCAAAACGUUCUUACCAAGGAUGUGUCCAAAGACGUCACCGAAAAGAUUGGCAACAUUGAGUAUGCUUUCUCGGGCGAUGAUCACGACUACUGUGAAGUGGUCCACAAAGGCUACCAGUCCGGUGGACACAGCGGCAUUCGCGAAAUUACGGUCAAAUCCCUCUCCUGGGCUAUGGGCGUCCGCCAUCCCGGAUUCGUCAUGCUCAGCCUCUGGAACCCGGUCGAUGACGCGGGACAGUCUCUCCGCACGACGGAUCCCACCGUCCAGAGCCAUCUCUGUCUCAUGCCCGACCAGCUCGGUGCUUUCAUUCGCUACGCCACCCUCUUCGGCAUCACGCUUUUCAUCCUCAUGAUCCGCGCCCUCGUCCUAAAGAUCAAAGCCUCCUCCGCUUCCUCCAGCUCCAACAACCCUGACGACGCACCAAUCCUUCCCCUGGCCGAGGACCACAGAAACACGUCUUCCGCCGAGCAGGAGAAGAAGAAGCUUCUGGUGGGAGCGGCAGCUGCCGAAGCCCAGGGAAGUAGCCGCAACCGCACCGAUUCAAUGGGCGAGGGUGCCUCUUCCAACUCGUCGACAACUUCGCCCGACAGUAAGACCGGUCUGUCCGCCCGCUCGGCUCAGCAGCCACGGAACACUACAGGACGCAAUCCCAGUCCUGUCCCCUCAGGCGGCUAUGGCUUGCCCCCCUCGUCAUCAUCGCCGAUGAACGGAAACGGCUACGGCGGGGGCUAUCAUGCGAACGGUGGCCCCGGAAAUGGCGCUGCGAAGCUGCCGCUCGUGGCAUACGCGGGCUUCUACCCCGAUCGCGCGGAAGAGAAGAAGAGGGAGCGGGAAAAUGCAACGGUCAGCACGAAACCGGCCAAGAGGAGGAAGAAGGGGGAAGGAGUGUUCAGAGAAGAAUUAGGGAAGAGCGUGGUGAGGAUUGCGGUGGUGGUGCUGACGUGGUAUUUCUGGCUGAUUUGGAGAUGGUAG
Messenger RNA from Lasiodiplodia theobromae, 2151 nucleotides. Its product is annotated as Manganese ion homeostasis. Gene Ontology annotation, cellular component: endoplasmic reticulum. The record is from RefSeq and is a predicted model, not a curated record. Bases 1 to 2151 code for a protein of 716 amino acids. Gene Ontology annotation, biological process: GPI anchor biosynthetic process. Lineage: Eukaryota; Fungi; Ascomycota; Dothideomycetes; Botryosphaeriales; Botryosphaeriaceae. The transcript is spliced from 2 exons.